This is a messenger RNA of Lolium perenne, 843 nucleotides long. The record is from RefSeq and is a predicted model, not a curated record. NCBI's taxonomy places the organism in Eukaryota, Viridiplantae, Streptophyta, Magnoliopsida, Poales, Poaceae.
AUGGAUUCUGCCCUUAGGCUAAAAGUGGAGGAGGCCAGAGCUACGUUAGCUCCUCUCCUCGCAGCCGUCGCCACCGCCCGCCUGGCUUCCUGCCGCCGCGCCGCGCCGCCGCCGCCGCAUCUUCCUCACCGCCCACCCCGUCCCGCCCCUCUACCGCCGAUCGUCGCCCCCAUCCGGCCGCCCGUGCUCGGCCGUCCCCCCACCCCCCCCGUCUCGCCUCCCCGCGCCGGCCGUCGCCCCCGCCCCUUGCCGAUCGCGCCCGGCCCAGCCGUCUCCCGCCGCCCCGCCACCCCGGCCUCUCUAGCCGCCGGCCGCCCCGCCGCCCCGUCCCCUCCCUCCGCCGGCCGCUCCGUCUCCCCGCUUCUCCCCGCCGCCAGGCCGCCCCGCCGCCAGGCCGUCUCCGCGUCUGCCUCUGUUUCGAUCUCUGAGAAAAAAAACAUGUCUUCCUCGUCGGGCUAUCUUGCGAUUCCUCGCUGCCCGGUGAUUUUUGAUGGCGCGGAUUAUCCUGAUUUCGCUGCCUUCAUGUGCAUCCACGUGCGCGGUAUUCGUCUUUGGGGUGUGCUUUCUGGCGAGGUCCUCUGUCCGCCGCGCCCCACCGCUCCUACGGCGCCUAUUCCACCGACGCCGGUUGCCCUUGCCCCCAAUGCUACUCAGGAGGUCAAGGAUGCAGCCAAGAGUGCUGAUGAUACUGCUCUGACUGAGUAUGACCGGAAGGUCCAGGAGUAUUCUACAGCUGUUGCGACGUACCGGCUGGAUCUGACUGACUACACUCAGUGGAUAGAUGAGGAUGCUCGUGCUGCUGCUGUUCUCACUUCUAGUGUUCACGCCUCGCAUGUCUGCUGA